Lytechinus variegatus (green sea urchin) is the source of this 2175-nucleotide messenger RNA. RefSeq lists its product as uncharacterized. Gene Ontology annotation, molecular function: zinc ion binding; nucleic acid binding. The record is from RefSeq and is a predicted model, not a curated record. The transcript is spliced from 2 exons. NCBI's taxonomy places the organism in Eukaryota, Metazoa, Echinodermata, Echinoidea, Temnopleuroida, Toxopneustidae. The coding region runs from base 286 to 2157 and encodes 623 amino acids.
UUUAUUUCUAAUUGGAAAUCAAACAAAAUUAACUGAAAUAAAUUGUAAAUAAUAUCAUACUGAAUGGCACAAGUUUGAUGUGAGUUUUAUUUGAGUAUAUCCAUGUGACAUUUUCUGGGGGCUUGUCCGGGAGUCCAACUUGUGCCGUUCGCAGUCACAUGGGUAAUGUGUUCGUUGGAAUAUUAUAUUUUUGAAUUUUUGGAAUAUUGAAACAUUGUUUAUCUGACCUCAUCUAGACGAAGUAGAAUUUUUCAAUUACAGUAGGAUAGAUUUUUUUUCUCCAAAAUGGAUUAUGCUAGUUUAAUUGCAGCUGGUGAAAAGUUUGGGUUUACUGGCGAAGACCUUAGAAAUUUUGUUUCAGAAGAACAGAAAAAGCAAAGGGAAGAGAGAGUUCAGUUGUUAGAAUUAAGGAGACAGGAAAAAGAAACAGCAGAAAUACAGUUAGAGAUAGAACGCCAAAGAAAUGCAAAAAGUGAAUCAAGUUCUGAUGGUAUUAGAGCUAGGUCUCCAAAGUUACCUCGAUUUUACGAAGACAAAGAUAACAUUGAUGCUUACUUACAACGAUUUGAACGUUAUGCCCAAAGCCAAAGUUGGCCAACCACAGAUUGGGCAAUGAAUCUUAGUGCUUUACUCACAGGAAAAGCUCUGGAUGUACACGCUAGAUUGACCAGUGAUGAAGCAAAAGAUUACAGGACAUUGAAGACAGCCCUCCUGAAGGCCUUCCAGCUUACAGCAGAAGGAUUCCGUGCGAAGUUUUAUUCAGGUAAACCAGCCAACGGAGAAACCGCAUCCCAAUAUGCGAACAGACUGGAGAGCUACUUAACUAGAUGGAUUGACCUCUCCAGCAUCAACCAUCGAUAUGAAUGCCUAUUUGAUCUUCUUCUCAGAGAACAUUUCAUGAAUGGGUGCCAUCGUGACUUAGCAAUUUUCCUGAGGGAAAGACAGCCAAAGACUACUAAAGACACCGUGAAACUGGCAGAACAAUACUUAGACGCAAGAGGAGGCGUGUUCAGAGCACCACCGCAACAGAGGAAUAACCCUACAGUGCAUACCACAAGACCAGAAGGUAAAACUUAUACUCCUCAAACUCCACCCCGACCCCGAACACCACAAACGUGUUACACAUGUAACCAACCAGGUCACUUGUCUAGAAAUUGCCCCAAACAGGCAACCAAACCUAAUGUGCCUAAGACUUGUUUUAUAUGUCAUAAACCGGGUCACUUUGCUAAUAAUUGUCGUUUCUCUUCCAUUAAGUCAGCAGGUUUAUUGGUAUCACAGGAACCAGAAGCAGCCUGCGAAUCAGAAGUUGAAUCAGGAACCGAUGCUGAUUAUUCACAACCCGAAUAUUCAGAACCUAUCCCACACAGUCCAUGUCAAUGUCCAUCUUGUACUAACACACAGGUUCGAAUAGAAGCUUCAUGCAUGGUGGUAAGGAUGCCACCCGAUACCCCUCCUUUUGAACCCACAGCAGACCAUGUCACAUUUAGUUGCGGACACAGGUUACCACUGAUGAGCGCUGCAUGCUCUGAUGAGUAUGUAGUCAAAGACAUGCCAGUUGUUGAAGGUAUGAUAGAUAACAAAAUAAUUUCAGUUCUAAGAGACAGUGGUUGCAGCGGAGCAAUCAUCAAACAAGAUCUCGUAUCACAAAAACAAAUGACAGGUGAAGAAUGUACUUGUGUUCUAAUUGAUCGUACAUUGAGAACCUUCCCAAUUGCAAUGAUUGAUGUAAACACCCCCUUUUACGUUGGUAAAGUUCGUGCAUUGUGUGUAAAAACUCCUCUCUAUGAUCUAAUUCUAGGAAACAUUCCUGGUGUAAAAUCACCAGAUCAUCCAGACCCACAUUGGAAGCCGACAAAAAUUGUCACGCCAGGUUGCGCAGUACAGACUAGAGCACAAGCACAACGAGAAGGCAAGCCAUUUCGUCCCCUCAAGACUCCUAAUCCCAUGGAAGACAUUGUGACGCCAUCAGUUCUGAAAGAAGCGCAGCAGAAGGAUCAGACUUUACAUCGACUACGAGAAUUGGCCGACAGCGGUGCAGAGAAAAUUACGCCACCAGAUAUCCUGAAGCAGUUCCUCUACCAAGCAUCGAGACAGAAAGAGUCGCCGAGGCCCUUGUUAGCAUCUUCACCCGAGUUGGAAUUCCAAAGGAAAUGCUGACUGAUCAAGGAGCCCAGU